Molecule: messenger RNA, 1484 nt
Organism: Episyrphus balteatus (marmalade hoverfly)
Lineage: Eukaryota; Metazoa; Arthropoda; Insecta; Diptera; Syrphidae
Product: targeting protein for Xklp2-A
Exons: 5
Coding region: 159-1211 (350 amino acids)
Source: RefSeq, a predicted model, not a curated record
AAAUUUCAAUUUAAAACGCUCACAAAACAAAAUACCCAAGAAAAGAAUUUCUUCUGAAUUUGCGCUUUUUUAUCGCAAAAGAAAUUUUAUAAUUUUACAAAUUAAAUAAAGAAAAUAGAAAACCAAAAAAUUGUGUAAAAUAAUUCAUAAAUAAUAUUAUGCUGGGUGAAACAACAUACAAUUGGGACGAUCUUCAAGUCGGACGAUUUGAUUUGAAUCAUUCGGAAAAUUUCUUUACUGAAAAACAUUUUAAACACGAAAAGUAUUCAGAAGAAUUUUGUCCUCUAAAAGAAAUGGCUGCAAUGAAUAUAGAUGAUUCAUUCUCAUCUUUUGAAGAGACCCGAGAGAAUAAAGAAAACAAUGAACCUUUAGCACCAAAUAUUCAAACAAAAAAUGACAAUCCUUUGUCAAUUGCAAAGGAACAAAUUAAACUUGAAAAUAAUGCCCAACAGAAUCAAGUUAAAAUCGAAACACUUCCUUCAUUGUGUCCCUUAUCAGAUAAAAAUCAAAUAAAACUUGAAAAAACUGUCGAUCAGAAUCAAGUUGUUGCUGUAGUAAAAUCACCUCCUUCUCCAUCCCCUUCGAAUGCCAAACGACGACCCGCGAAUCUUUUAACCAAAUUUAAAACUCCAACAACUUCGGAAGUAAAAAAUGUCAAAGCUACCGCAGCUAAUAAAGUUGAACCACCACAUGCUUAUGAUUUUAAAGAUAUUUAUAAAAAGAAAAAAGAAGAAAUGAUGAAGAAACUUUUGGAAGAAGAAAAGAAAAAUCGAAUUUUUCACAGUCGACCGGUGCCAAAGUCUAUGGCAAUGCCAACACAAAAUAAACCUCAUUCUGUACAUUUUUUGACGGUGCCAAAGACACCGGUUGUUUUGAAAAAUUCGAGAGAAGCUGAAGGGAAGAGAAGACAGAGAUUGGAAGAAUAUAAGAGAAAAAAUCAACCUCAACCGUUUACGAGUAGAAAACCAUUAGUUCUAAAUGAAGAACCUUUUAAGCCGAAGAAAACAGUACAAACUGUUUUGCCACAACCUUUUAAAUUAAAUGUGGAACGUAGAUUGGGUGAAAGGAAACAAUAUGAUGAACAAAAUAGAAUAGCUGCUGAGGAGAAGAAAAAGCAGGAGGAAGAAGAACGCAAAAAACGCGAAGAGGAAUUAGUUAAAGAGCUUCGAAAGCUGGCAUCAUUCAAAGCACGACCAAAUCCUUUCAAAUAAACAAAAAAAAAAAAGCAAGGAUCCGAAUAAAAAAAAAAUUCAAAUAAAAAUGAACACAAUAUUUAAAAUUGUUAUAUUUUUUUCUAUUAAUCUAUUCCUAGUUAUAAAUAAAAUUCAGCAUAAUUAGACCACAAAUAAAACAAUAUUCGUGGCGGCACUGUUAGGGCGAUUGAAAAAAAGAAAAAUUAAUUUACAACAAAAAAAAAAUAUACUUAAAAAAUGUAUGUAUUUUUCUUAAUAAAUAAUUUUAUUCUAACCGCAUACACAUUUAUA